Trachymyrmex septentrionalis is the source of this 712-nucleotide messenger RNA. RefSeq names its product transient-receptor-potential-like protein (gene nompC). The transcript is spliced from 5 exons. The coding region runs from base 1 to 657 and encodes 218 amino acids. The record is from RefSeq and is a predicted model, not a curated record. Gene Ontology annotation, cellular component: glycosylphosphatidylinositol-N-acetylglucosaminyltransferase (GPI-GnT) complex; membrane. Gene Ontology annotation, biological process: calcium ion transmembrane transport; GPI anchor biosynthetic process. NCBI's taxonomy places the organism in Eukaryota, Metazoa, Arthropoda, Insecta, Hymenoptera, Formicidae. Gene Ontology annotation, molecular function: calcium channel activity.
AUGGGGAAUACCCUUGCAGUUAAUGCGGUCGAAAUCACGGAGAAUCUUUUCUUCGCCAUUUUCGGCCAAAAAGGUACCGAACACUUUUCAUUAAACCAGAAGCAGCAACCAACGUGGACGCUUUAUUUUUUUAAGGUGUCAUUCUCAUUAUACAUGCUCGUCAGUGUCAUAGUAUUGAUUAAUCUAUUAAUUGCUAUGAUGACCGAUACAUAUCACAAUAUUCAAUCACAGAGUGACAUCGAAUGGAAAUACGGUCUCAGCAAACUAAUUCGUAAGAUGCAAAAAACAAGAACAGCCCCAUUCCCGUUAAAUCUCGUUACCAUAUGGGCAGAAUAUAUUAAGAAUGUUUGUAUGAAAGAACGUAUUGCAAAGCAGAAAAUCGGCAGAUCGCGUGGGUACAUGGAACCCGAUGCGCAAAGGAUUUUUCCAAAAUUUUCUACUAAUACUAGAAUGCUUCCACUACCGCGAGCAGCGAAGGAACGAAUUAAUUUUUCCUUACUUCAAUCAAGCUCGACCAGUCAAACUUCUUUAAAUAAUAUUCCGAAGAUACAGAAUAUCGUUGAUUGGGAUAUAGUCCGUCGAAAGUAUCGUAUGCGAUUCGGAGACGAAAUCGAGAAACCGUCCAGUGGGGAGGUGACGCUUGCUAAAAUGGCUUGAACAAUAAAAUUGAUACGCGCAACAUAUGUUCUAUUAUUACAUGCAAAUUUCCAUA